Molecule: messenger RNA, 849 nt
Organism: Pneumocystis jirovecii RU7
Lineage: Eukaryota; Fungi; Ascomycota; Pneumocystomycetes; Pneumocystales; Pneumocystaceae
Exons: 1
Coding region: 1-849 (282 amino acids)
Cellular component (GO): SUMO-targeted ubiquitin ligase complex
Molecular function (GO): ubiquitin-protein transferase activity
Source: RefSeq, a predicted model, not a curated record
AUGACAACUCAGUCUUCUACACAAGGAGAGAUUCCAGUAAUUGAUUUGACGAUAGAUACACCGUCUCAAAAUGAACAACUCUCAGCUGAAUUGCAACAAAAUCAUAGUUUAUUUCAUGGAAGAGCCAUUGAUGUGAUUGAUGUUGAUAGUCUUCCAGACCGCCAAUGUUCACAAAGACAUUUAGAAUAUUUUCAACCUCUUUCUUUUGAAUCAUUUAUAGAUUUGGGUGAUAUGUUAGUUUUAGGGCAUUCUUUAUCACAGAGAUCAUCUGGAAAUGCUGCAGACCAUUUGGUUUAUCCAAGAAGGAUAACACGUCAAGCAGCGAAUCAGAUAUAUCAAUGGGAAGACCAGAUUAUUCGAACAAAUGAUAGUUUUUUGCAUGCACUAAUGAACCGUAUGACAUCAUCGAGUCGAAGACGAACAAAUGCUUCUGUUCGUCGUUCAACAAGUUACCCUUAUUAUAUUCGAUCUCAUCAGGACCUUAUAUCUUCAUCUUUGGAUUAUGAUCAAUUGUUUGCAGAGACAGAUAAUGAGGUUGUAUCAAGAAAAAAUACAUCAUCUGCAUCUGUUCAAUAUAAAAAGCCUCCUGAAGCUAUGAAAGGGUUCACAAGGUCAUUAAACAGGAAUCAAAAACUUGUAUGUCCAAAUUGUAUUCAUGAAUUAGGUAUUUCUGAUGACCCUGUAAAAAAAAGCAUUUGGAUAGGGAAAUGUGGUCAUGUUUAUUGUGGUAGUUGUGCGUUUGUUUUUCGGUCAAUGAAAUCAAAAGGGCCUCAUGCUGCUAUUUGUGCAGUUGAACAUUGUCAUAAAAUUAUUACUGGGAAUCACAAUUUACGAGAAAUUUAUGUAUAA